AGUGAUUUGCCCAAGUCGGGGGCCCGUGACCUUCGAGAGAAACUCGAACCUCUGCCACCUGACAGGUACCAGUAACAACGACAACCUGUGCCACUACACGGGCGUAGAGCCCAAACUCCCGACCUUUAGCUACCCUCAGUAUGACGAGGAGGUGAUCUGUCCUCCCAGUAGAUUCCUACCGCCGAGAAAACUUCCAGCAGAACUGCGAAGAUUUAACGAAAAGUUCGAGAAACGUCGCAAAACGAUAUUCUGCUGUCAGCCCCACCUGCCGCCAGCCUACCGCCCGGUGUUGACGGUCCCGCCAGCGGAGUUCUGGACUCACGUUGACCUCUGCAACCCCUGGCAUUUCUUUGACAGAUCUGCAUGCUGCAACAAACCCCGACCUUAUAACUGGGUCAACGACAGCUGUCCGACUCCCUAUUGCAGACCUGGAGGAAAAGCCACUCCGCCCUACGUCAUACCGUAUCCGAGCUUGGGUCUUUACUUUCCUCCCUGCGAUUUCUUCAGGGUUCAUUGCUGA
Molecule: messenger RNA, 520 nt
Organism: Candidula unifasciata
Lineage: Eukaryota; Metazoa; Mollusca; Gastropoda; Stylommatophora; Geomitridae
Source: the annotation of a GenBank genome assembly